Molecule: messenger RNA, 1131 nt
Organism: Penicillium macrosclerotiorum
Lineage: Eukaryota; Fungi; Ascomycota; Eurotiomycetes; Eurotiales; Aspergillaceae
Exons: 2
Coding region: 1-1131 (376 amino acids)
Source: RefSeq, a predicted model, not a curated record
AUGGCUUCACCAUGGAAUAGGGAGAAGAGAUAUGAUGUCUUUCAGUAUGAUUACGUCGAGGAUCCGGACGCCCAUCCUCCCCAACCGCGAGCGACCUUUCUCUUUGUCAGAACCUUUAAUCCUGCCCCAAGGGGGGUCUCCCCAGAGAACGAGGCCCAAGAGAAGACCCAGGAGAGCACUGAUGAGAGCAAUGACGGAAAGGAUAUAGAUAAGAAGCCCAACGCCGGCAACUCACGGGGAUUUCUGUUCCUCCUCCUCCGGCAUCCUAAGGACCCAAAACGAUUCAUCGUGGUCCGUCGGAAGAAGAAGGUAACGAUUGGAUCCAAGACCGAGAAGCCCCUCGAGGGAUACCCAGAAGCGAUGCCCAGGUUGUUCAACACGUCUAAGGAGGAUAGGCGCGAUCCAAAGAACCUGAAGGACAAGGAGAGGGUGAUGAACGAUAUAACGCGGCAUCAGGCGCGACCCCAGGGGACCCGUUGGAGGAGACUUCUCAAUAGGACUAUAUGGGGUGUCCAGAAUAUCAGGAGGAUAUGGGAACAGGGCGAAUCCCACUGGAGCAAGCCCCAAAGAAUAGGAACCGUGACUGAGGAUAAUUUGCGGAAGUGGGAAAGCAGUUGGCUGCAUGAUGACAAAGACAAUUCAGGUAGGGCAGACACGGCCAGACUCCGGUUUGUGCAGGACAAGCUUUACGCCAUUCACUACGCAGAUCACUACGCCGAGAAACAACCUCCAUUCACAAAGAGCAGCGAGGAGGUCACAUGGGUGCUGUACCAUCUCCAGAAGCGCAAUUUCAUCAAGCUAUCUGAAGAUUUGAAGAUGAGGGUUAAUCACAUGGUCAUGGUUCGAGAGCAACAAAAGAGACAUGAAGAAGAAGAGCAACAAAAGAGACACGAAGAAGAAGAGCAACAAAAGAGACACGAAGAAGAAGAGCAACAAAAGAGACACGAAGAAGAAAAGCAACAAAAGAGACACAAGGAAGAGGAACAACAGAAAUUGGAAUUCAGGGAAGUUGAAGAGGAAAUCAGAGCAGGGGCGGUUGGAUUCAAUAAGGCCGAAAUGGAGGAUCCCACUGCAGGAGCGUUGGGCAUCAAUGAAAGCAGCACAGGACCAACCAGCCAAGGAGCCGGUUGA